Orbicella faveolata is the source of this 4623-nucleotide messenger RNA. RefSeq names its product WD repeat-containing protein 11-like. Gene Ontology annotation, cellular component: cytoplasm. Gene Ontology annotation, molecular function: protein binding. The record is from RefSeq and is a predicted model, not a curated record. Lineage: Eukaryota; Metazoa; Cnidaria; Anthozoa; Scleractinia; Merulinidae.
CCAAAAUGGCGGAAAAAGGCAUUCCGGAUUCGCAGAAGUUUGCUGUUUCUUAAACAACCAAUAAAUCUGAAUUGCCAUGAAGCUAUCACCACGAGUUUUGCCUGGUGCGCUCAACGCUCAAAACAGAGGGGCUUGUGAUUGGGGACGGCAGUCAAUCAUUGCCUAUGGAUGUCAAAAUUUUGUGGUUGUCUUUGAUCCCAAAUCAGUUCAGAUUAUUCAAGUACUUACUCAGCAUACUGCCCCUUGUACAAAGGUAAAGUGGGCACGCGAUAAUUACCACCAUGACUUCAACUCGCCAUAUAUCCUGCGUCUUGCCUCUGGUGAUACAGCUGGCAAUGUCAUUGUCUGGGACAUCUCCCAAGGCACUGCUGUGACAGAGUUUUCAGAUGGAAACAGGCCAGUCUUGGACCUAGAAUGGCUUGCAAUUCAAGAUGCCUGUCACGAUCUCUUAGUAGUGCUUCAUGCACCGUCAUCAAUGAUUCUAUGGAAUGCCGACACUGGCACAAAGCUGUGGAAGAAGACUUUCCAAGAGCCAUUAUUGUGCUUUGCUUUUGAUCCUUUUAUGCCUUCAAAUGUGACUUUGAUGUGUCAGGACUGGAUUCUUUUCAUCAAUGAUUUUUCCAUCAACAAAGCACCAGAUAGCAAUGGCCGCAAGUUCUACCUGACAAGCACAGGUUCCACAUCACCCAACGGCAGUUUUGUUGGUUCAUCCAGCACUGGACAGGACAGUAAGAACAUGGCCAAACCAUCAACACCUAAGUCAGCACUUUCUAGGAUGAGACUGUGGGCAGGAGGAGAAUCCAAAACCAGAACUGGAGAGGAGAGUGUUGCCCUUAGCGACUGCCUCCAGCUUGCAUACCUUCCUUCAGCUCGUCACCAUCUUUUAGCAUUGUUUCCAAGAGAAGUAAUGAUCUUAGACAUGGAAAUAAACCAGGCAGUCUGCUCUUUCAGUCUGGAAAGAAACAGUCCCUCCUUUCUCCAAAUCAUCCCUUGCCAGCAACGUGAUGUUCUCAUGUGUUUGCAUGAAAAUGGCAGUGUGAUUAUGAGAGUGCGAAGACGUGUGGCAAACAACCCCUACUUUGUAACACCUGACGAGGAAGCUAAUGACACAAAUGCGUCAGUAGACAUUAUUUAUGAAAACAAAUGCCAGUCAGACCCCCUUCGACUCAGCAAGUCAAGCCGAUUGUUUGGUUUCAUGUGCUGUCCCACCAGUGAAAGAAAAGUUGCUUUGUUGAUCAGCGAUGGUAGAAUGAUCAUAUGGGAAUUAAAAGCUACAAGGCUUCAAAGCACAGAGUCAUCUCUCAUGUCAGAAGAAGCUUUGAAAGCUUCAUUACCUUGCGAUGCAGACCUAGACCACUUGCAGUGCAAUACAAAUCCCAGGUUGACUCUUGCUGACAUGGUUCCACCGCCUCUUACCUCUGGAAGUGUGAUUCCAAGUUCUGCACAUUUCAAGUUCAUCAUGGUUGUCUUGUCGAAUGCUGUGUCAUCACCACCAACUUGCUCCGUCAUGUGUCCACCCUUGACGACCAAAAACUGGGCCAGUUACAAACCACUUAUAGCUGUUGGAAACAACCAGGGUUGUGUUCAGAUUUUUAACCUUGGCACUGGCUUGCUUACCAGAGAAUACACCAUUCACACUGGAGCAGUCAAAGGAAUUGCCUGGAGCAACUUGGACAGUUUCUUUUCCUGGGCCCAACCAUCUGGGAGUUCAUCCAAGAAUGAGUUACAACUUGUUAGCAUAAGAACUGGUCAAACAACUCUAAUCGAGCUUGGCAAAGCAGCGGCAGAAUCUGCUGUUGAGGCUGUGAAGGUGUCCCAUCUCAGGCAAUACUUCCUUGUAAUAAUCAAGGACAGACCACUACAGCUCUGGGAUUUAAAGAACCUUACAAUGCUCAGAGAGAUGCCAUCAAACUUUUCAUCAGUCACAGCUCUGGAAUGGUCUCCAUCUCAUCACUCCAAACACCUGAAGAAAAAGCUGAGUCAGCAGCUGGAAACAAGUCCUUCUGGAAUUGCUGCUAAUGUUCUGGAUCCAAACAAGACAGACCACACACCGACACAGUCCUGGUUAAGAGAACACUUUGUAUGUGUGGAUCAAGACAGACUGUUGUAUCAUUUUCUUGUGGAAGGGACAGUGGUUAAGGAUGGCUCCAAAGUCCAGUGUGAUAGCACCCUUGGACUUGUCACAUACAUAGCCUGGAAAGGUGAUUUGUUGGUGUUGAGUGAUGUAGACGGCAACCUGAGCAUUUGGGAAUUAAAAGCCAGAAUAACAAGAAGUAUAGCAACACACAGAGGUCACAUCAAGAAAAUCAAGUUUGGUCCUGGCCGAGGAAAUAACAAGCUUGCUGUGCUCUUUAGUGAUGGGGUGGAUAUUUGGGAUUUACAAAUGUUUGAGAUUUACAGCAGCUACAAGCUGCCAAAGGAUUCUCCACCACUUGCUGACAUGGACUGGCUGGCUUCAGAUUUACCAAUUGCUACUCAUUCCAAUGGGGCCAUUUUUGUUAUGACUAUGGACCUGAAAAGCUCCUCCUCAGCUAUGGCUCAGAUGGACCUAGAUGGUCCUUUGUGGUGCCCUCACAUCAUGGAACCAAAAACAAGUCUCAUUCUGAAGUCCAUUCUGCAGCACCCACUGGGAAGGGACCAAUACUCUUUUACAGACAUUGCAGACUUGGAAUUAAAGAAAGAAGAAUCAGUGACUGUAAUUCAGGACCAACUUAAAAUGAUUCCACCGAAUAUUGGAGAACUGCUGCUGAAUUCAACGUUGGGAACUGCACAGAAAUGUUACCUUGCAGCACAUUUGUUUGGAGACGAAGCAGAAACAGUGUUUUGGCAAGUUGCUCUUCACUACCUCCGACGAGAAAAGGCCAGACUGUUGUGUUCAAAACAUAAGUCGGAUCAUCAACCCUUGUACAACCGAGCAAGGUCGUACUCUGCUGACCUAUUCAACCCUUCUGAAGCCACGGCCAAACUCAGACGGAGCUUCAGUUCCAGGAGCCUGGAUCUACUUUCAAUCGACGAUGACCUUGAACUGUGUGGCCAAGGGGAGAAUGGUGCGAGCGAAAACGAAAGCUGUUGCUGUUACCCAGUCUCCCUCGACACUUGUUAUGGCAUCAUCAGUGACACAGAUGCAUUCCAGAGAAGUCAGCUGGACCGUCUCGCUCUUCAUGACAGCAAGAGAUCCACAUAUGAUCACACAAGAAAAUGCGCUGAAACUCUGGUGCUUUUAGGACAGGCCGACAGAGCAGUGCAGUUGUUCCUUGAGACAGACGCUGUUAAUGAUAACUAUUAUGUGGACUCUCUCAGAGCUUGUUUAGUGGCAACCAUUCGCUCCUCGGGUGCUUCGCAAAGCACAAUAAAACUUGUAGCGACAAAUCUCAUCGCGAGCGGAAAACUAGCAGAGGGAGUUCAGCUGCUGUGCUUGAUUGACAAGGGACUGGAUGCCUGCCGUUAUCUUCAGACUUACGGUGAAUGGGAUCGAGCAGCCUGGCUCGCAAAGGCCACUCUCAACUAUCCUGACUGUGCCGAGGUGAUGAGAAGAUGGAUUGAACAUCUGUCCAGUACUCACACGAGUCAACAGAGCAAGGCUGUGUUGGUGUUGUUGUCUUUAGGAAAGUUCUACAAGGCGCUAGAUAUGCUCUACAGCAUGCGUUAUUUUGACCGUGCAGGGUUGUUCGCAGAAGCUUGUCAGGAGUAUGGCUUCCUUUCUCCAAGCGACGAAAAGAACACUGCUCUUGUGCACGCAGUUUACACAGAGUAUGCUCGCUAUCUUCACGGUCUUGGACUUGAAAAGUCUGCUUAUUUCUUUGCUAAUAAAGCUGGACCUAAAGCAAGACAACUACUGGAUGGAAUGUAGAUAACAUAAAAUGACUACAGAAAUACUGUUAUAUAACAAAAAAUAAGAUUCCUGAAUGAAAUGAACUGAGACUGCGAUUAAAAAGGAGAUUUUAACAGUAUGGAAGGAAACAAGAUUUAGAGAAACUAUAAUAACUCAAAAUUAAUAAACAAAGGGCAAGAAAAAAGUGCGUGCCAGGUGGGGUGAAUAUUUUUAUUAGAAUUACAAAAGUUUUCCACCGUCAUUAUAUCUGGUUUUCGCUACUGAGGACCAACUUCCAAGUAUUCAAAUUAUGUCUACAACUAUUAUUAAACCAAAACGUUACAGAUCUGUUGAAAUUCUAAAACAAUUUCGUUGAUAUAUAUAAAUGACAGAUAAAUUAUUGGCGUUGUGCUGUAAGGGAGUGUUUUUAUUACAUUUACCUGAGAUCACACACAAAAGAGGACAAAAUAUCCCACUUUGAACUACCAAAGAGUGUUUGUAACUGCUGAAGAGGACAAUGAAGCCCCGUUACCCUGAAACCGCAUCAAAUGUUUUCAGUCCACACUACGUCGGAGGAACUUAAAAACGCAACAAUGGCCCGUCAUUUUUGAUUUGGGUUUGAGGAAAACUCUGUCAUGAAAAUCAAAUGGUUAUCGUGACGCCAUCGUUUUCAUAGAGCUCCGUUUUUAACAAGUGUUCCGUCCACACGAAGACGAAAAGCCGGUGUUUUCAAAUUCCUCCGGUUUUAAGAUCGUUUGCGAAAAGCUCCGUUUUCGUGACGCAUAGACCUGACGGUAGAAAUAAAGCUGCGU